AUUUCUUUAGGAUCUGACUAAUGAUUUGUGAAUAUCUGGAGUUGGAAAGACUUUAACAAAAUAAAGCCAUAAAACCUAAUUCAGAAUUAUUUUAAAAGAAGCGUUCAAGAAUCUGUUAUUGUCAUGGGAUCCUAUGGUAUAAAUUCAGUACAACUGAGUGAGGAGACUGAAAUUUAGAGUUCUCCACUUUCAAAAUAUCACAUCAACUCUUCUGUUUCUUACUGUUCUGUUAUUCUGGAGUCCAGUUACCUAAAUAUUUCAGAUAUGAGUGCUUGCUGAUGUGUUUAACAGUAUAUCCAUUAGGGGACUUUUUCAUGGAAUGCUUGUAACCCGCUGAGAACGUCUUUGAUAGAUUAACACUUACCUAUCAGAAAAAGAAUCAAAUGAUAUACUACAUGUGCUUUGUCUCAGUGAUUAUUUUUUUUUCCUGUUUCAAGCAGUAUACUUCCUUUUUGUUACUUCAGUGAGAACCUAUUUCCUUGCUUGUUUAAGUAAAGUAUACUAAUAUAGGUUGCCUUAACUUUACAGAAUAGGUGUAAACAUCUAGGGCUGAGACCUCUUUUCUUCUAUUUCUCAUUACUAUUUCUCUGACAGGUAGUUUUAUCCUUUUUCUUACCUCAUUUUCCUACAAGGCAAUUAAAACUAAAGGCUGAAUAAUUCUCCUUUUCCUCUUUCAUUUUGGACCCCACAUAAUGAAGCAUUUUGCAAGUGGGAAUCAUUAUGCUGUGGUCCUACCAUUCAUAGAAUUGCUUGCAUAAAGUACAAGUUUACUGAAAAUCUCAGUAUCUCCUAAGCUGAUAUACAAUGUUGCUAAAAGAGGAAGUCUCAUUUCCUUCUCUUCCUCCACUUCCAGUCCAACAGACCCUGGUGCUUGUCAUAUCCUUUCUUAAACUGAUUCAGUUCACUAAUCUGACUUGGAACUAUGUAUCGAUUUUUCUUAAUUCUUUAAUUUUGUGUCAUAUUGCUGAGUUGACGCAUUCAGGAAAAGUCCAUAUACACACAGUGGGGAGAGGGGUCAGUUGAACCUUCUACCUCUUGCUGACUGAACCUUGCAGCUAUUUCAGAAUGUAAUAGUGACAUUUUUGUUAAAUUUUGUGAGUUGUUGUCCUUUGAGAUACAAAGAAACUGUCUCUUACAAUGUAACUUGUAACAGGAGAGACUUUCAGGUAUUACAAAAAAAUAUGGAGAAGUAGUAAUAGUUCUUCAGUAUAAGAAUGGAACAUUAAAAAGUAUUACAGUAAUUCUGGUUUUGAUGUUUAUGUUUUCUCUCUGUCACAUUUUAAGAUGAUAUGUGCAGUUAAAGUCCUACUGAUUUGGAAAGUGUGUGGAAAUAAGGUAUUUUGAAAAGAUUUAAAAACCCCCAACUUUACUUAAUACAAUAAAGCUUUACAGCCGGAUACGUGCUUAUGAAAACACCACUUACAGCAUCUGACUUAUCUGCCUCUCUUUUCAGACAAAUAGAGAAGAAACUAAUUUUAUGGAAAUGUCUUUAAGUUAAAGGAGUAAUAAUAGCUCUUUCACACUAUUUGAAUGAUACUAAAUGUUUGCUAAUGUUCAUGUUCACUUUCCAAAAGAUGAAUUUCCAGCCAUUGUAAAAGAUCCCACUAGAGGCUGUCUGACAGAAAGCAAGACCUCAGGAUUUGUUAUUCUAGAUAUUACUGUAUAAAACCCCCCUAGUCCCCAAAUAUACAUUAGUAUGUAGAUAAGGCCUACUAUUCCUGCUCUAGGGAUUGAAUUGAAAUGCAGAGAAACUAAAGAACAUGGAGACAAUUGCAAGUGAUCAGGAAAGGUAUUGGCAAGUUAUUUCUUGUCAGCUGAGCUGUGGCAACUGACUAUGGUCUUGCUCAGCUCACUGUAAAAUGGAAAAGUUUAAACCCUUGUGUCUAGAUCGGGAUGUCUUAAACUGUGGAAUAAUCAGUGUUUCUUUCUUACAGCUUGCAUAUUAUCAUGUAGACCUGAUCAAACGUUUAUAUCAAUUUUAACUGCAAAUCCUGACUCUAGUAUGAAGAAAUCAAGCUAUUUUCCAUUUACUGUAAACUUGCUGAUCCAAUUCAACUACUUGCCAAUGCCAAAUGCAGAGUCUAAGAUGGAUUAAGAGGAUUUUGGGUGAGAAUUCCCUGAGGAAAAAAUGGAGGGUAUACAAUGGACUAGAAGCAGCUGAACGACGUAACACUGUACCAUGCUUCGCAAUGUCCUAGGAAAAACCUUGCGAUUUCUUGGGUAUACUGUGCAAUAUGGCUGCAUAGCGCAUUGUGCCUUUGAGUACCUUGGAGGAAUUGUUGUGUGUUCUGGACCUUCAAUGGAACCAACCAUUCAAAAUUCUGAUAUUGUCUUUUCGGAGAACCUUAGCCGCCACUUUUAUUGCAUUCGAAAAGGAGAUAUUGUAAUUGUGAAAAGCCCAAAUGACCCCAAAUCAAAUAUCUGUAAAAGAGUAAUUGGCUUGGAGGGGGAUAAAGUCUGCACAAGCAACCCUUCAGAUUUCCUUAAGAGUCACAGCUAUGUGCCUAAAGGACAUGUUUGGUUAGAAGGUGAUAAUCUCAGGAAUUCUACAGAUUCCAGGUGCUAUGGACCUGUUCCUUACGGACUGAUAAGAGGACGCAUUUGUUUUAAGAUAUGGCCUCUGAAUGACUUUGGAUUUCUACGUGCAAGCCCCAACGGCCAUAGAUUUCUUGAUGAUUAAAAGAUUCAAGUGACUAUUGUCAGCUUUCACAAUAUUUUCUACUAAAAUUAAUGGAACUAUUUUUGUUUAGAAUAAACACAAGUAUUACUUGA
Molecule: messenger RNA, 2772 nt
Organism: Tyto alba (common barn owl)
Lineage: Eukaryota; Metazoa; Chordata; Aves; Strigiformes; Tytonidae
Gene: IMMP1L
Product: inner mitochondrial membrane peptidase subunit 1
Exons: 6
Coding region: 2180-2680 (166 amino acids)
Cellular component (GO): membrane; mitochondrial inner membrane peptidase complex
Molecular function (GO): serine-type endopeptidase activity
Source: RefSeq, a predicted model, not a curated record